Messenger RNA from Arachis duranensis, 1800 nucleotides. Its product is annotated as cytochrome P450 82A3. The record is from RefSeq and is a predicted model, not a curated record. Gene Ontology annotation, molecular function: monooxygenase activity; oxidoreductase activity, acting on paired donors, with incorporation or reduction of molecular oxygen; iron ion binding. Lineage: Eukaryota; Viridiplantae; Streptophyta; Magnoliopsida; Fabales; Fabaceae. Gene Ontology annotation, biological process: defense response to other organism. Bases 55 to 1659 code for a protein of 534 amino acids. The transcript has 2 exons.
GUGAUUAACUUAAUUAUCUCUGAAACAGCAAGCACAAAUUCUGAAGCACGAAAAAUGGAUUCAGUCCUGACUUACCUAAACACAACCACAAGCAUUGGAAUCCUUUCUCUUAUUAUCACCAUCUUAAUCUAUUUACUUUUGGUUCGUCCCUUCCAAGUUGGUGAUAAUAAUGAUAAUAAUAAGCAUAAAGAACCUCCUAUGGUGUCUGGUGCAUGGCCAAUAAUCGGUCACCUUCCACUCUUGCAUGGUACAAAGCCACUCCACAUAACUUUAGGUUCCAUGGCCGACAAAUAUGGACCCCUUUUCACCAUUAAAGUCGGAUCCAAAAGAGUUGUAGUACUAAGCAACUCAGAGAUGGCCAAAGAAUGCUUCACAAAAAACGACGUCGUUUCUUCCUCUCGUCCUAUCCUUAUUUCAUCUGAGAAUCUCGGAUACAAACGAGCUAUGUUCGCUUUCGCGCCGUACGGUUCAUACUGGCGCGAACUGCGAAAGAUUGUUACAUUAGAACUUCUCUCGAAUCGCCGCAUAGAGCUACUAAGUCACGUUCGUGUCUCCGAAGUUCAAGCUUCAACGAAAGAACUCCUUAAUCUUUGGUCCACUCAGAAGAAUGAAUCUGGAUACGUGUUAGUGGACAUAAAGAAAUGGUUUGCGGAAUUGACAUUCAACAUAGUUCUAAGAAUGAUUGCUGGGAAGAGAUUCUUUGGAGCCAUGAAUUCGGAGAGUGAGGAUAAGGCGAAUGAGUGUUUGAAAAGUUUAAAGGAAUCGUUGCGUCUUUUAGGAUUGUUCACUGUGGGAGAUGCUAUUCCUUCUCUAAGAUGGUUGGAUUUGGGGGGUCAUGAGAAGGCCAUGAAGAAAACUUCUAUGGAAUUGGACAGGUUUAUGAUUGAAUGGUUGGAUGAACAUCGCCAGAAAAAGAUGAAUUCCGAUGCAAGCAAUGAACGAGACUUCAUUGAUGUUAUGAUUUCGGUGCUUUCUGAUGCUAAGAUUCAUGCGUUUGAUGCUGAUACCGUAACCAAAGCCACAACGUUGGCAAUGAUUGCGGGUGGAACCGAUACUUCCACUGUUACUCUUACUUGGACGCUAUGUCUACUAUUAAACAAUCCUAGUAAAUUGGAAAAAGCAAAAGAAGAACUUGACAAGGAAAUUGGAAAAGAGAGAAACGUAAGUGAGUCAGAUAUAAAUAAAUUAAGAUAUCUUCAAGCUAUAGUGAAAGAGACACUAAGAUUAUAUCCACCGGCUCCUCUUGCUUCACCUCAUGAAAUUACAGAGAAUUGUACAUUAGGGGGAUACGAUAUUAAAAAAGGAACUUGGCUCCUGAUAAAUGUUUGGAAAAUCAACACGGACCCUUAUUUUUGGCCAAAUCACUUGGACUUCGAGCCAGAAAAAUUUCUCACUACUCACAAAGAGGUUGAUGUGAAGGGUCAACAUUACGAGUUGCUACCAUUUGGAUGUGGUAGACGAAUUUGUCCUGGAAUCUCAUUUGGCCUUGGAGUAAUUCAGUUUAUUUUGGCUAACUUGUUACACUCCUUUGAAAUCGUAAAUCCCUCUAAUGAACCUAUUGACAUGAGUGGAACCCUUGGACUUGUCCAUGCUAAAACUACUCCACUAAUGGUUAUGGUCAAACCUCGUUUAUCUUCUAAAUGCUAUAAAACCAUGUAAUAAUACAUGUAUGAACCUAGCUUUCCCAUGUGAUCCAUUAUGGUUAUGUACUUAUGUAUGUCGGAUCUAUCUCCUAAGUAAAAUACCAUGUACUUAUGUAUGUCGGAUCUAUCUCCUAAAUAAAAUAAUGUAAAUCAUUGU